This is a messenger RNA of Parathielavia appendiculata, 1304 nucleotides long. RefSeq lists its product as uncharacterized. Lineage: Eukaryota; Fungi; Ascomycota; Sordariomycetes; Sordariales; Chaetomiaceae. The coding region runs from base 185 to 1270 and encodes 361 amino acids. The transcript is spliced from 3 exons. The record is from RefSeq and is a predicted model, not a curated record.
ACUCCUUCCUCCUUUGCUGCAAUCAUCAGGCAGCCAAUCUCCCCGGUUAAAUUUUGAAAGCUCAUGACUGUCUCUCAAUCGCUUGUAUUUCUCAUGCCAAUUUCAGGUGCCAGAUGUUCGCCAUCAAACACUUCCAUUCUUAUCGGCACGACACCCAUCGCAUUUCAUACAACGUCGUCUGACCAUGCCCUCUUCUAUCGAUAGACCUGUUCUUGAAGAGCCAUGGCCCAAGAGACUGAGAGCUACCAGCUCUCGAGCCAUCAGAGGUGGCCCGGAGCAGUUGCAUUCCGAGCACCUCCCGUCUCCUAAACCAACCAAUCCCAGCAGCAACGACAACCUCCCGUCCUCCUCCUCGUCCAGUGACCACAAACCGAAGACGAAACUAAACCCAGUCCAGUCCCUCCAAGACCGGCUUGUGCCGUUACCCAAGAGACCAAGCCCUCUUUCACUCGUCGAGGGUGUGGCAGCCAACGCAAAGUUCACCACCAAACCCUCAGUCGCCCCCUUUUUCCAGCGUAUCAAAGCCGCCUUUGAGGAUAAGCAAACCGCCACCACACGACCUAACCAUGCCAGCGCCGGAGAAAGAACACAAGCACGCUCACCAUCCCCCGACGCAGAAGACCUGAUCCAAGAACUCAAAGAACACUACCUCCAUACAGCGACAACCAUCCACAAGCGCGCAACAAUGCACCUCGCCCAGACCCAUUCCUCCCUCACCCUCCGCCUCAACCAAUCCCUCGUCCAGCCGGACGCGGCCUUCCUCAAUGAGACAGAGACGCAGAUCAAAAAGCUCAGCCAGCCGCUCGACAAGUUCCGCAUUCGCUCGCAGCAGCGCAACACCAAGGAUAGCUCGCUCAGCACCGAGGAACACACCGUGGCGGAGCUGAUUGCCCGCGCGGAGGAGCAGGUCAGGCAGUUCGAGACUGAGAUGGCCGGGCUGUGGGAGGAGUGGGAUGCUGCGGAGGGUGAGGUCAAGGCUUUGCUGAAGGGGUUGGCUGGUUCUUCUAACUCGGGUGGUGGUGGUGGUUCCUUGCGUCGCGGGGAAUGGGUCGGGCAUGGUGGUGGGUAUGACGGCGAGGGUGAUGAUGAGGGGGAGGAGGUGCUCAGGCUUUUUGGUGAGAGGAUUGAGAGGGAGAUUGCACUUGCUGAGGAGGAAGCGGUUGAGCUUGGGGAGGAGGCGGUGGGGUUUAUGAAGGAGAUCGAGAAGGACUUUCGGAAGGCUACGCUGCCGGAUUUGCAUACCUUCUUUCAGUCCAUUGAUGAGCCUUGAGAGGCUGGGGUGGGGGAUCUGAUGUGGCUAUUUG